AUGCUCUCGCUUUCCUCUGUAUCCCGUUGCUCACCUCCCUCCUUCCUCUCUCAAAAGCCAAGAGCUCUAAGAUUCCUUACGGUUCGCUCUAGUUCCACAAGAGAGUCUAAUUCGAACCAUAAUCAAAGCCAGAGAAUCAAUUACUCUGGUGUAAAGCUUGAGGAGACAGUAGAUUCCAAGUCAGGAAAGUUAAGACUCGAUUCUUGGAUUUCUUCUCGCAUUUCUGGCAUCAGUAGAGCUCGUGUUCAGUCUAGUGUUAAAUCAGGACUUGUCUCUGUCAAUGGCAAGGUUAUCGAUAAGGUUUCGCAUAAUGUAAAAGCAGGGGAUAAGGUGAAUUGCGUAAUUUCGGAGUUGCAACCUUUGAGGGCUGAACCUGAAAAUAUACCUCUGGAUAUUGUCUAUGAAGAUGAUAAUGUUCUAGUUGUUAACAAACCUGCCCACAUGGUUGUUCAUCCUGCGCCUGGUAAUGCUACGGGCACGCUGGUUAAUGGGAUACUGCACCAUUGUAGUCUUCCAACCGUUUCGAGCCAGGAAGUUUUGUCGGAUUCAGAGGAUAUUUCUGAUGACGAUGAUGAUGAAGGGUUAUGUCCUGGCUCAUAUGUGGCAUCUGUUCGACCAGGGAUAGUGCAUCGGUUGGAUAAAGGCACCAGUGGAUUGCUUGUUGUUGCUAAGGAUGAACAUUCUCAUGCUCAUUUAUCUGAGCAGUUCAAGCUACACACCAUCAAGAGAGUAUAUGUUAGUCUUACCUGUGGAGUCCCCAGGCCAAUGGCAGGACGUGUUGAUGUUCCUAUUGGCAGAGAUGUGAGUAACAGGAUACGCAUGGCUGCUAUAGUUGGACCAAAUCGGAGACAGGCCCGUCAUGCUGCUAGUAGGUAUAAAGUAAUUGAAAUGCUAGCUGGUGGUGGUUCAGCUCUAGUUGAGUGGAGGUUAGAAACUGGUCGCACUCAUCAGAUCCGUGCUCAUGCAAAGUACAUUGGAAUUCCUCUAUUAGGUGAUGAGGUAUAUGGAGGGACCCGAAACAUGGCCUUGUCACUGCUUCGAUCCAGAACCCAGCCUAGCUUUCAUAGCCAACUUUCUUUAUCACUUUCAGGACUAGAGAGGCCUUGCCUCCAUGCUUUGGCUCUCGGGUUCACACAUCCCUGCACAGGGAAAGAAAUACAUUUUUCAUGCCACCCUCCUCCAGAUUUUACAGAGAUCUUGAGCCAGCUUCGUGACAUGGGAACAGAGAAGAAUUUCUUUGAGCAACACUGGGAAAAGAUUAACUGGGUGUCUGAGCAAGAUGACAGUGUGAAGAAAUGUGCUAGUGUGCAAACACGGAAUGGACAAGUUCAUGGGGAUGGUAAGGUUUUACUUUAUAGUUCUCCCCAGAAUAGUCUGCGACCAUGGUACUUGGGAGGCCAUCCACAAACAUUGGAGAAUCAGGAGGAGAAUUUUGCUUCUCGCACAUGUUUUGUUGUGAGAAUAUUAGAGAUUGUUUUUCUAAAGAUCCGCAAGAAGCAGCAUUCAAAUGUGAACAAUAAAACAUUCUAUGGUGCCACUUAUCAAAAACUGCAAUCAGAUAACGGUGUUGGUGCAUCCCCUGCAGCCAAUUUUCCUACCCCUUUUGAGUCUAUAACUACAAGAAUUCUAUCAAGACCACCAACUUCCAACCUAAAUGCUGGCUAA
This is a messenger RNA of Dovyalis caffra, 1665 nucleotides long. NCBI's taxonomy places the organism in Eukaryota, Viridiplantae, Streptophyta, Magnoliopsida, Malpighiales, Salicaceae. The record is from the annotation of a GenBank genome assembly.